Molecule: messenger RNA, 2154 nt
Organism: Serendipita indica DSM 11827
Lineage: Eukaryota; Fungi; Basidiomycota; Agaricomycetes; Sebacinales; Serendipitaceae
Source: the annotation of a GenBank genome assembly
AUGGCGACAGAGACGGCGGUCGGGGGAGUCGCAGCGCCUUCAUCGUCUGGAACAAUCUCAAGACGUGUUUUACGCAAGACGCUCAACGAUGCGCUGGCGAUUGCGAGCUAUGCGGUCCAGCUCGACACGGAGGGCGACUAUGCGCGGUCGAUGGAAGCAUAUCAGCAAAGUGUAGCACUCCUCGACCAGGGAAUCAGUCUCAUGCAGCUCCAGCGUGACCUGGGUUCUGAGCGUCCAGGCCGAGACACCUCGCACGAGAUUUCUCAGCUCGAACAGAUUCGUGAAAAAUACGCUGCUCGCAUCAACACGCACAGGUCGGAGCGCGACCGAAAGGCAGCGAUCCUGGCAGCUAGGGAAUCAAAUCAUGUCUCUUCAAAUCAUCAUCACACGACCACAAUUCGUCGUCCGCGCACUCCUCAGGGCUCGUCUAUCCCGCCCCCUCAGCAUCCGCCGCCGAGCGCGCCUUUGCCGCCCAUUCCGCCCAUGGCGAGUCCAGCUGUGGAUACAGUCAGGACCUCCAACGACACAGUAGUAGAAUCUAAUGGUUUCCGUACUCGGGGCGCCUCUUUGCCCUCGAAUCAGACGGAACCGACGCGUGACAGCGCUCUCUCGUCCUCGAGUUCGACAAAUGUCAAUUCCGAAAUUAGCGGUGCCAGCAGGAAUGGCAGCUUUUCACUCAAAUCCCCAAAGACGCCUCCACCUCCGACACCUUCCACCGCUACGUCGAUCCGGUCGACAAACCUCGACUCGUUCCCCGUGCCCAAAAAGCGCACAAAGAGUAUUGGCAGACCCCAGACUGCACCCGGUCCAGGGGCCUCGUCGCCGCCUACCAGCAAUGGUAGCCCUAUCCGGACGCGUACAACGUCAGGGGCGACUCCGCCAUCUCACGUUCUUCCCAAGCGAUCAAAUUCAUCCACCGCCCUCUCUUCUUCAUCGGUUACGUCGCCCGUCUCGCCCAUCGUCCAGCCCCAGCAGCAGGGACCACCACGCCUACAACGAUUCGGGAGCUCGACCAACAUUCGCCAUGGUCUCCUGUCGCCGUCACCAGCAUCGCUAAGCUCGAAGCGAGUCGACUUGAUUCCCUUGCGAGAGCCAAAGACGACCAAAAUUGAAGUACCCGCUUUUGCGACCAUUUACGCGCUCGAGCCUGCGACAAAAGUGACAGCGCCUCCCCCACCUCCAAUGCCUACGGACCCUCAACGUCACCCAUAUCAUCUGCUCCGGCUCAUUCUUGGCACGUUGACACCGAUUUCCUCGCCAGGGCUCAAGAGCUCUCAGCCGACGGGAGGAGGAUUCAUUACCCCACGACUUUAUGUCCCGGUGGCCAUCUGGCAUCAGCCGGAUCUAUGGACGCUGGUCGUCGACCUGCAAGAAAAGACUCGCCUGCUCGAGGCCCUCCGUGAAACGCUGAGGACGGUCCACGAGACGAGCGUGAUCCAUUUCGGGCAUAUCUUCUUUUCGCCUCUUCGAGCGCCUGCAAAGCUGAAGAAGACGAAAUCGUCUGAGAAUUCCUUGCCAGCCAUUCCCGCAAUGGAUGACCCGAUUGAAUGGUUGCAGUCGCUCGAAAAGCUGGCCAAUGUCACCUGCGAGAUGGAAAGAUCGAUGAGCAAAAAGCUCGGCAUGGGGGAGAAUGGAGCGAGCGUGACCAAGAAGAUGGUCGACUGGAGCACAAGAAUGGCCAAAAAGACUAUGGGCGGCAAGGGACCCAGUAACGAGCUCAUGGUGGCCUAUGUAGACGCGCUAGCUGGCGUAUGCGCGUUUGGUGCGAUGCUAGACGCGCAUUUGUGCGCGUUGCGCACCGUCUUGCCUCCAUCUGCCGCGACCCGUCCCACAGGAAGGCGACCAACGUUGUCAAGAAGCAACACUGUCGAAGCCGCAAAGGCGCUUUCUGCGUCGCAGACCAAUAUUGCUGUUGCAGCCAAUUCGGUGCCAGAUUUCAAGUCGGAUCCAGACGUGCUCCCUGCAGCCGCCACCCAACUCAUCCCAAAGUAUUCAGAACUCCCAAAGUUUGUGAACACGCAGGCGCUGGCGCAUCUGGAAAAAGCCACCAAAGUGUUUUCAUCUUUUAUUAUUCCAUUUAUUGUCCGGGAUCUUGCCAUUCUCAUUCAGGGCUUGCAGGCUGCGCGGAACGGCGAGUGGAUGGGACUCUUGUAG